Cladocopium goreaui is the source of this 1491-nucleotide messenger RNA. Lineage: Eukaryota; Dinophyceae; Suessiales; Symbiodiniaceae. The record is from the annotation of a GenBank genome assembly.
GAGAGUUACGGCAUGAAAAAGGCGUCGAAGUUUGCGCCAUGGCAAGGAAUAUCAAUGUGGAACUGCUCAGUGGCAAGGUUUGCACCCUAGCAGCACGCCCAGACAUGACCAUCGGAGACUUAAAAGAGGAAGUGAAGGCGUUUCAUCCAUCGGACGAUGAGCUCACCAGGAGACUCAGCACCGUGGAGCUUGUCGUUGACGGGGAGAAUCUGAAUGAUCUUCAGAUGUCCGUCUCAGAGUCUUUCCUCGACUCUGCCAAAGUGCAGGUUGUCUUCUACGUCACGCCAGCACUUGAGUGUGCCAGCGCAUCUGGCCACAAUGUGCAGGAGGUACGUGACGUACGCAUCCCCAACACUGAAACAUUCAUCCGCCCAGCUGCUUUCGCAGGAUGCGGUAGCUUGUUGCGACUUGUCAUCCCGGAGUCUGUGACUCAAAUUGGGAAUCAUGCUUUUGCUGAUUGCAGCUCGUUGACAACUUUGACCAUCCCGGAGUCUGUGAUUCAAAUUGGGGCUUCCGCUUUUGCCGGCUGCAGCUCGUUGACAAGUUUGACCAUCCCAGAGUCUGUGACUCAAAUUGGGAAUCAUGCUUUUGCUGGCUGCAGCUCGUUGACAAGUUUGACCAUCCCGGAGUCUGUGACUCAAAUUGGGAAUUCUUCUUUUUCUGGCUGCAGUUCGUUGACGACUUUGACCAUCCCGGAGUCUGUGACUCAAAUUGGGGCUUCCGCUUUUGAUGGCUGCAUCUUGUUGACGAGUUUGACCAUCCCGGAGUCUGUGACUGCAAUUGGAGAUGGUGCUUUUCGUUAUUGCAGCUCUUUGAGUAGUUUGACCAUCCCGGAGUCUGUGACUCAAGUUUGGACUUCUUCUUUUUUGCGCUGCAGGUCGUUGACGAGUUUGACCAUCCCGGAGUCUGUGACUCAAAUUGGGGCUUCCGCUUUUGCUGGCUGCAUCUUGUUGACAAGUUUGACCAUCCCGGAGUCUGUGAUUCAAAUUGGGGCUUCCGCUUUUGCUGGCUGCAGCUCGUUGACAAGUUUGACCAUCCCGGAGUCUGUGACUCAAAUUGGGAAUUAUGCUUUUCGUCAGUGCAGCUCUUUGACAAGUUUGACCAUCCCGGAGUCUGUGACUCAAAUUGGGACCGGUGCUUUUCUUGAGUGCAGCUCUUUGACGAGUUUGACCAUCCCGGAGUCUGUGAUUCAAAUUGGGGCUUCCGCUUUUGCCGGCUGCAGCUCGUUGACAAGUUUGACCAUCCCGGGGUCUGUGACUCAAAUUGGGAAUUAUGCUUUUUGUAAUUGCAGCUCUUUGACGAGUUUGACCAUCCCGGAGUCUGUGACUCAAAUUGGGAAUUCUUCUUUUUCUGGCUGCAGCUCGUUGACGAGUUUGACCAUCCCGGAGUCUGUGACUCAAAUUGGGGAUUUCGCUUUUGCUGGCUGCAGCUUGUUGACAAGUUUGACCAUCCCGGAGUCUGUGCAGACCAUUGGAAAGCACAUUCAUGGUU